Messenger RNA from Histoplasma capsulatum G186AR, 1564 nucleotides. RefSeq names its product peroxin 14/17. Gene Ontology annotation, molecular function: signaling receptor binding. Gene Ontology annotation, cellular component: peroxisomal membrane; peroxisomal importomer complex. The record is from RefSeq and is a predicted model, not a curated record. Bases 76 to 1320 code for a protein of 414 amino acids. Gene Ontology annotation, biological process: protein import into peroxisome matrix, docking. The transcript has a single exon. NCBI's taxonomy places the organism in Eukaryota, Fungi, Ascomycota, Eurotiomycetes, Onygenales, Ajellomycetaceae.
CGUUUUCAAGGGGACAACAAUAUCGCGAAACAUUGCAUUCUAGUCCCUGUCCUCUAUAUCUUGUCCUCAGCAAUCAUGGGUGAAAAUUUAAAAUUGAAAGCUCCUGCGAUUCCUAGCUGGCAACUCUCACACUCGGACAACAACACAUCGAAUUCUGCAACGGCCGUCAACGCUCCAAAAGUGGAACUAGAGAAGACAGACUCCCCCGCAAGAGAGACUCUCAUAGAGCAAGCUUCCGUCUUCCUCGAAGAUGAGUCCAUACGAGAUGCGCCUGCCGAUAAAAAGAUUGCGUUCCUCGAGUCUAAAGGGUUGGAAAAUGCGGACAUCCAAAAACUGCUCCGUGUUCCAAGAAGCCCCGAGGCUACAAAUGCAGGCACGAAGUCGCCAUCUAUAUCUACAGAUUCCGUGAAGCACAUACCAUCCAGUGCUCAGUUAGCUCAUGUAGACACAUCUAGUGCGACUUCACCGUCGCCUCCUUCAAACAACCCAAGCCCUCCAACGACACCAACACCGCCAAUUAUCACAUACCCCGAAUUCCUUCUCCACACCCAGAAACCACCACCUCUAGUUACCUUGCAGGGUGUUAUGUACACGCUUUAUGGUGCUGGCGGACUUGCUGCUACAUUAUAUGGCGCUAGCCAGUUCCUUAUCAAUCCAAUGUUGGCGGAGCUGUCACGCGCCCGACAUGAAUUAGCCGAAACAACCCAACGCAACCUCAGUACUCUGAAUGAAAAGCUCGAAAACACGGUUUCCUCAAUUCCGCCGCCGCCCAUCCACCAGCAUUCCUCGCGGCAUGAACAGGAUUUAAUCGAUGACGAUUCCGCGUCCAUAAUCUCAGAUCCAACAGAGCUGUUCCACAGAGACAUUGCAACCCAAACAUCCCCGGAACUCUCACCCAACCCCACAUUGCCAAUCGAUGGCCUCAACGCUGCCGACCUUCUAUCAUCAGAAAAGACUGUGGAUACUCAUGUGAAGCGUCUACAAUCGAUAUCUUCACAAUUGGCUGAUUACCUAUCCGAAGAGGAUAACUCUGGCAUCACACAUAGCAGUACCGAGAAGUCUCUCGGUGAAUUGAAGAACUACCUAGACGGACUGAUCUACAACAAUCCUUCGCCGUAUCUGGGCUCGAACCUAUACAGACUAUAUAACGACAAUUCCGGAUCAAUAAGUGGGAAUUUCAGUGACGUGAGUGAAGAGGCGGAUGCGAUUGCAGCUUUCAAAGCGGAAAUUCGAAGUGUCAAAGGAACAUUGCUAAGUGCAAGGAAUUUCCCUGCUGGUGGAGGAAUCAGAGCGCCAGUUCCAAACACGGGUGCCCGGUAGCCCGGUGGAAUCAAAUUUUAUUCCUGCUUUUCCUUCAUGUACCUGAUGUUUCCCCCUAUUAUAUCUGUUUGAGAGAGAGCGUGCGAACCAAUAUGGUCAUGCCCCCAUUUCUCAGGUGCAAUUCCUGUAUAUCCUUUAUAUCAGUUUCCUUCUUACAUACCUAUUUUAAUUUAUCAUCAAGCUGUCAAUGAACCUUACAAGCAGGAUCAUUCUGGGCCAAUGUAUUAUUCAAUUUUCCCGUUCA